CAAAGUGUUGUCUCAUUCAUCAUAAUAAUCAUAAAAAUUAACUUUUAAGCUCGAGAGGGAGAGAGAACAAAGAAAAAAAAAAGAGAAAAGAGAUGGAAGAGACAAAAUCAAGAUUCAAGAGGAUCUGUGUCUUCUGUGGAAGCAGUUCCGGCAAAAGACCUUCUUACCAAGAAGCUGCCAUUGAAUUGGGUAACGAGUUGGUGGAGAGAAGGAUUGAUUUGGUAUAUGGAGGUGGCAGCGUGGGGCUUAUGGGUCUCGUCUCUCAUGCUGUUCAUCAUGGUGGUCGGCAUGUUCUAGGGGUCAUCCCAAAAACCUUGAUGCCAAGAGAGAUAACCGGUGAGACCAUCGGAGAAGUGAAAGCCGUCGCUGAUAUGCAUCAAAGGAAAGCUGAAAUGGCUCGUCAAGCCGACGCGUUCAUUGCUCUUCCUGGUGGAUAUGGUACGUUGGAAGAAUUGCUGGAAGUCAUUACAUGGGCUCAACUCGGAAUCCACCGUAAGCCGGUGGGUCUUCUUAACGUGGAUGGUUACUACAACUCUCUGUUAACGUUUAUCGACAAGGCCGUGGACGAAGGAUUUAUAUCCCCAAUGGCUCGUAGAAUCAUCGUCUCUGCACCAAACGCUAAAGAGUUGGUUCGACAACUCGAGGAAUAUGAACCUGAGUUCGAUGAGAUAACGUCAAAAUUGGUUUGGGAUGAAGUGGACCGGCUCAGUUAUGUACCGGGUUCGGAGGUUACUACGUGAGCAAUUUAACUACAUUAUGGGGGAAGUUUUUUGGGUAAAAGCAGUCGGUGUACAGCGGACUUGAAACUUUCGUAACAUCAGAAGAAAAGGUCGGGAAGGAGACAAAAGUAUUGGGGUCGUUUUAGUAACAUUAUUUUGUAAGGGGGGCUUAAUGUGUGAAGUGGAUAAACCACGUGGGUAACUGCUAAACGCGUAUAUACCAAACCCCAUCUUCCCCAUUUGUCUUUUGUACAUUUUGGUUAAUGCCAUGGUUAAGGAAAAAAAAGGAUAUGGCCUAUAUCAAGAAAUGACAAAACCAUCCUUUUCUUUAGGAUAUUUUAUAAUUUUAUAGUUAUCUUUUAGUAUAUGAAAUAUAUAAAAAAAUAUUCAUUAUACACAUAAACACAUACAUGAUACAAUACUUGUAUCACUGUCGGCUAAAGAUGUGAUCAACUGUUUAAGCACUAACAUUAAACAAACCAAUAUGAAAGUUUAAAUCAACAGACCUGAUCUUACAUUCUAUUUCUAAUUUUUUUUGUUAGGGUCAAAAGUCUGCCUCGUUAACUACUUUUACACAAGUGAAAACGUAAACAGAAGAAUCACAUAGCAGAAACGGAAGAAAUGAGGGCGAGAUUAAGCAGCGCCAGCUCAAUAAUCUCAUGGGCCUUUGGGCAAAUUUUCUUUUUGGACCUUCCAAACUAAUUAUUUAGAAUUUUAAUAAAUAUUUUCC
This is a messenger RNA of Brassica oleracea var. oleracea, 1449 nucleotides long. Its product is annotated as cytokinin riboside 5'-monophosphate phosphoribohydrolase LOG7-like. The coding region runs from base 93 to 740 and encodes 215 amino acids. Lineage: Eukaryota; Viridiplantae; Streptophyta; Magnoliopsida; Brassicales; Brassicaceae. The transcript is spliced from 7 exons. Gene Ontology annotation, cellular component: cytosol; nucleus. The record is from RefSeq and is a predicted model, not a curated record. Gene Ontology annotation, molecular function: hydrolase activity, hydrolyzing N-glycosyl compounds. Gene Ontology annotation, biological process: cytokinin biosynthetic process.